Drosophila eugracilis is the source of this 294-nucleotide messenger RNA. RefSeq names its product protein suex-1. The transcript has a single exon. The record is from RefSeq and is a predicted model, not a curated record. NCBI's taxonomy places the organism in Eukaryota, Metazoa, Arthropoda, Insecta, Diptera, Drosophilidae. Bases 1 to 294 code for a protein of 97 amino acids.
AUGCAGCUCAUCUUUUUCGUGGCAAUAUUAACUCUUUUAGGAGUGGUUUUGGGCUAUCCUGUUACCGAAGAUCCUGCUACUAAUGCCACCCUAGAAGAUGUGGCUGAUUUGGGUGGUAAGGAGGCGAAAGGAGGGGAACGAGCAGCUCGCUGGAUAUCUGGAGGAUGGGGUGGAGGUUGGAAUGGAGGCUGGAAUGGAGGCUGGAAUGGAGGAUGGGGCGGAGGUUGGAAUGGAGGCUGGAGCAAGGAUUGGAGUAUCUCAUACCGACCCUGGAGCAGCAGCUAUUGGUGGUAG